CACGCCAUGAAACUUUUUUGUCCAAAUCGUUGAAAUACAUUUUGGAACAGAAUUCUAUGAAGACUAACUUUCAAUUCUAUAAAUAAAGUUCCUCUCAAUCAAGUUCAAGUUGAAGUUCAUCCCUCCUAUCUUGCCUUUUCUCUCCUAACAAUGGAUACAUCUUCUUCUCCAUAUGCACUCAUCUUUGCAUGUUUGCUACGGGCAAUGAUGUUCGACGCCGGUACUUGCAACUUCAAUAAUCGCUGCAGCGAAAAAGAUACACAAGCUCUCUUAAACUUCAAAAAAGGAAUCAUGGAUCCAUCAGGCGUACUUUCUUCAUGGUCCACUCAACACAAUUGUUGUGAAUGGAAAGGAGUUACGUGUGACAGAAUCAACAAUAGAGUCACUCACCUCAGUCUCCCAUGUUUUACAACUACUCUAAAUUACAUUGACAAAGAAGAUAAAUCACACUGCCUCACAGGUACCUUUUCCUUUUCCCUGUUAAUGGAGUUGGAAUUUCUAAGCUACUUGAAUUUGAGAAAUAACGACUUCUUAGCUAUCCAGUUUGAUUCUGUGCAUAAUCACAAUUAUUAUUCUAACCUAUCUGUAUCUAAUCGUCCUCGGCAAUUUCUCAACUCAUCAACACUUCGUCAUCUUGAUCUGUCCUUUAACGAGAAUCUUGUCAUAAAUAGUCUUCAAUUUCUUUUUCGUAUGUCCUCCUUGGAAAAUCUUUACAUCAGUGGCGUUGAUCUUCACAUGGAAACUAACUGGCUUCAACUAGUCACUAUGCUACCAUCGCUUUCAGUGCUCCAAAUGAGUUAUUGCCAACUUAAAGAUUUGAGUCCAUCUCUUCAACAUGCUAAUUUUACUGCACUCAAAAUUCUUGAUCUAUCAGGAAAUAAAUUUCACUCAGAGUUACCUAAAUGGUUAUUCAAUCUUAGUUGUGGUGUCUCUAGUAUUUCUAUUGGUUUAUGUUCUUUAACAGGACAACUUCCUAAGGCAUUGUUAAAUCUUCGACACUUGGAAAAACUGUUUUUGCUAAACAAUGACCUCAAUGGACCAAUACCAGACUGGAUAGGAGUUGUGUCAGAGAGAAAUUUUGCCAAAAUGUCAAAAUUAAAGAGCUUGGAUAUACAGUCUUCACCACCAUUAAUCUUUGAUUUUGACUCCCACUGGAUUCCACCUUUUCAACUUGAAGCACUAAGUCUCUCAUUUUCAGGUCCUCACCUCCCUGCAUGGUUAUAUACUCAAAGAUCUAUUCAGAGUUUAUCUAUUUAUGGAUCAUGGUUUCAGGCCCCAGACAAAUUUUGGAAUUUUGUAUCAAGGGUGCCCGAACUCACUUUAGAAGAUAAUUCGAUAGUUGGGAACCUAUCAAACAUAUUGUUAAACUCUACAGUCAUACGUUUGUCAUCAAAUAGGUUGAAAGGUUCCCUGCCUCGAUUAUCCCCGAAUGCAGCUGUUGUCAGUUUAUCAAACAACUCAUUAUCAGGAAGUAUCUCUCCACUCUUGUGUGAUCAUAAGAUGCUGAAUGGGAAAAGCAAUUUGGUGUACUUGGAUAUAUCUCUGAAUCAUUUAUCUGGAGGUCUUACAAAUUGCUGGGAGAAAUGGAAAUCACUGAUUCAUGUUAAUUUAGGAGGCAAUAAUUUAACAGGCAAAAUACCCCCAUCAAUGGGUCUGUUAUCUAAUCUUACCUCGCUACAUCUGCAUGAGAAUAAGCUCUACGGAGAGAUUCCUCCAUCGCUACAAAAUUGCCACAUACUGAUCUUCAACGUUCGUGGAAACAACUUCACAGGAAAUAUACCAAAUUGGAUACCGCAUGCUGCAAAGGUUCUCGAAUUCAGAUCCAAUCAUUUUAGCGGUAGCAUCCCAGCACAAAUAUGCCAAAUGUCUUCCCUCUUUAUUUUGGAUAUUGCAGAUAACACAAUCUCAGGACACAUACCCACCUGCCUAUGUAAUAUCACAGCCUUAAACAAUGUUUCCCACAGGGAGUUUUCUUCAACAACCCUACAAUACAAUUUCUUAAAUAGAACUUUUUACUUCUUUGAAGAAAGUCUUGAGCUGGUCACAAAAGGCCUGGUAUUAGAAUAUGAGAAUAACCUGCCCUUUAUGAACUUAAUUGACAUGUCAAGUAACAAUUUAUCUGGAACAAUUCCUCUCCAAAUGUUUAGCCUCAUUGGAUUGGCUUCUUUGAACUUGUCCCACAAUAAAUUAACAGGAAAAUUACCCGAUGAGAUUGGCAACAUGAAAAAUUUGGAAUCCCUUGAUUUUUCUGUGAAUCAGUUUUCGGGUGAAAUUCCUGAGGCCUUGUCCAAAGUGUCCUUUCUCGGAUUCUUAAACCUAUCAUUCAACAAUUUCACUGGCAAAAUCCCAUCUGGCACACAACUUCAAGGGUUUGAUGCAAUCAGCUAUAUUGGCAAUUCUGAUCUUUGUGGACCUCCACUUACAAAAAUAUGCUUCAAGUCCUCAGAUGAUAAAUCUAAAGACACAAAGCCAAUAGAUGAAGAUGGAGAUAAAUCUGAAUUUUUUCCAUGGUUUCAUAUUGGACUAGAAUCUGGAUUUGUGGCAGGCUUUUUGGGAGUUUUCUGUUCCAUUCUCUUAAAUAGAAAAUGGAGAGAAGCUUAGUUCAAGUAGUCUCUUUAUGACUUAAGAGACCGACUUUGUGUCAUGUUGUCAACAAUAUAAAUCCCUUCUGCUAAACAUGGCCAUGAGGUAAGUAAAACCUUUCGGUUGAGAUUUCAUUUGAUUUCUAGAGGAUGUGUGAUCGUGUUUGUAUUAUAGUAUAUUUUCAUGCUGAGUCUUUUCUUUUUAUGAGAUUUACAAGAAUUACAAGCCGUUGCUGUCAGAAUAUAUAAGAACAAUAAUGCUUUUAUUUUAUUAUUAUCUAACAUCUUCUGGUGUUUCUCAUUUUUAUAAGGGAAUAAUUCAUCAACUGCAGGGGAUAAUAAGAGCUAAUGCGAUGCAGUUUUGUUAAUGUCUAUAGCAUUGAAAUACGAAAUAUACAGU
Vigna unguiculata (cowpea) is the source of this 2982-nucleotide messenger RNA. RefSeq lists its product as uncharacterized. Gene Ontology annotation, molecular function: protein binding. NCBI's taxonomy places the organism in Eukaryota, Viridiplantae, Streptophyta, Magnoliopsida, Fabales, Fabaceae. The record is from RefSeq and is a predicted model, not a curated record.